CCUUUCGGCUUGGAAGAGACACAUCUCUGCCAACUUGCAUUCCAUACUAGGCCCCUUCCCAUAUCACGAUGGGCGUAGCAGGCUUGACGACAUUCUUGCGCGAAGGACGGACCUCGCUUUCGGUAGUCAAUCAAGUCGCUGGAGUGAUCAACGAUUCUUUGACGCAUGGAGAGCUGGAAGGACGGUAUACAGAACCUCCGCAGGGCGAAUGGACACCGGUCGUGAUAGAUGCUUGGUCAUUCAUCUUUGGCUUAUACGAGGGCAACGUGCCGUGGACGACUGGAGGAGAUUACCAUGCAUUUGCAGUGCUGAUCAAGAAGACCUUGAUAUGCUGGAACCGAGUCGGAAUCGUUCCUUAUUUCGUUUUCGAUGGACCUCGACCCAGAUCCAAGCACCAAACGAUUCUGAGCCGUAUGGAGAACCCACUCAAGGUCGCACAGCUAUUCUACAGGACAUCGGUAACCUCGCGAUCACAUCCGUCGUUUCAACGCGACGAAGGCCUUCUUCCGCCGUUCGUCCUACCUAUCUUGAACGAAGUGCUUCACAAAGAAGGAUUUAGGGAUGGGAUCCAGAUCUUUCACGUCGCCGAGGGAGAAGCCGACGGCUAUUGCGUCAGUCUGGCAGAGGAGCUCGGAGCGUUCGUCUUGGGGAACGACUCGGACUUUGCGAUCCUCGGAGCUAGUAUCGGCGAGACCGGCUACCGGGGCUAUGUACCGAUCGAGAUGGUACAGUGGGUCUUGACGGAGGAGGAACCGGCCUCGACAUCUGCGGCUUCGACCGUGGCAGGCUCAGAAUUCGAUGACGACGACGGUUUUACCGUCAAGCGAGCCAAGAAGUGGCCUAACCGCCGUGGGAUGAUAUCCAAUAACUCGACCACACAAACGCAGAUUGUCAACGGGCUCGCACCGCCAGCCUUGAACAUCUCGCCGUUUCCCGACGCCGUGAGAACGUUGAGAUUCGUCAUGCCGACGUACAGUCCAGCGACAUUGUCGGAGCGUUUACGGAUACCACCGACCCAUCUACGGCUGUUGGCAUCGCUUUUGGGAACCGAUCACUCACCACCAGAAGCGCCAGCACUGUUCUUCGAUCACAACAUGAAGAAGUCGGCCAGGAUCGAACAUACGGCAAACGUUAUCCGAGAGUGCCUUGUCCCGGGUGCAUCAGCCAGGUUGAAAAGGAAACGACUACCACAUUACGCAACACCUGCUAUCUUCCGCCCUCGAGCCAAAGACGAGGGUAUUGCUGCCUUUUCCGAGGCAGAGAGCGGAUCAGCCAUCGCUAAUGCCGGCGAUGAGCUUUACUCUUUUAUCUCACUCGUCGUGCAGUCUCUCUUGCUCAGGCCCCUUGCCAAGGACGAGAUGCUGCACGAUCUCGUCAUUAGCUUGAUCGAGGCUACGUGCCAUUACAUCCUUCCGGGAUCUCCAACUGAGCUAGGACUCGAUCUAGAUAGCAUCGGGUCACCGAUCACUGGAUACUGCUGCUCUACAUAUCCUUAUUGCGUAUGUCAUCCGAUCGAAGAGGUCGGACCGUCUAUCAAAGGAUCUACAGAGCCCAACGAGAAUCAAUUGGAACGAGCUCGGCAGCUCUAUGCGCGAGCCAACAAGUCGGGACAUAUGAACACCUUGUCGGCCUACCUGCAUUCCGACCGGUCCUAUCUGCAGAGUUGCCUCGCCGAUCCAGAGGGACAGCCGCUAAGAGCGCUAGAAGAGGCUAGUGGCCUUCGGAUCACGUCGUGGGAGAUCAUGCUGGAUGCAUUGAGAUAUCUCCCUUGCGAGACGAAAGCUAGUCCAGUACAGGAUGAGACCGGUGUGCAAGCCACCGUCGAUGUAGACGAAGAGGAAGAGGUGGCAGAGCCCGCGGGAGACUCUGGGACAGCAGGUCAGGACGAGCUAGAAGCCGAUAUUCCCGAAGUCGAGGAUGGGAACUUCUAUGUCGUCGAUUAUUUGCGUCUGGGAUCUUCCACUCGUCUAACCGAGUUUUAUCUCCCCCUGUUUACUGAACCGGCUCUUUACAACCUCAUUGCCAUCAAACCCGUGCAAGAACGGUUCGAGCACUUUGCAAGCCAUUUCAAUCUUCUCGAAGGCAAAUCAUCACGAAUGCCCGGCAAAUGGCAAGUCCUGGUUGCCUUGAUAAGAUUGUCAAUCGACAUGCAUACCAGCCUGGCUGCCAAGCGCAAGGCGAAAUUGUGGACGCAAAAAGAGGUUCGGCGAGCGAUCAUUGCUGGGAUUCUUAGCGAACGCCUGUGGUCAGGCCCAAGAGGUCGAGCUUCAUCGGAUGCAGCCCGCCUCAUGCUUGAAACGCGAAACUGCCACAUCGUCGCGCUCGUCACGACGGCGGGUCAGGAAGUGCUACAACUCGCACAGGCACUACGUUUGCAUGGCGCAGAAGUGCACAACAAAGCCGACGAGUUUCCCAAUGGCGAGACGACGACCGAAUUCUCGAUCGCACCUUACCGUUUCAUCGAGGGGACGGUCUGGCACCAGACGCUUACAUCGCCCGAGGAGAUCCCGCUUGACAAGGAGGCGACUUUCGUAGUCGAGAUGUGCAUGCAGGCUGUUGCCGAAGGAAGAGAGAGCAAGAUUCUCGGUUGGCGAGGGCCUGCCACAAGCAAGGAUACCUCGACUUCGGGGUCAUCAAGCAAGCAAAAGACCGGCAGCAAACCCAUUAAGGGGAACCAGCCCAUGAGCCGAUACGACAUGUUGGCCGGGGUGCCACUCUGAUCACAAACCAAUUUAUAGAUGGACGAGUCUUUGCGUUGUAUAUCGUGGUAGAUAGAGUGGGGUCACACAUAAUAUA
Molecule: messenger RNA, 2796 nt
Organism: Filobasidium floriforme
Lineage: Eukaryota; Fungi; Basidiomycota; Tremellomycetes; Filobasidiales; Filobasidiaceae
Exons: 3
Coding region: 69-2720 (883 amino acids)
Source: RefSeq, a predicted model, not a curated record